Messenger RNA from Gadus macrocephalus (Pacific cod), 2195 nucleotides. It is a transcript of the gene s100p, whose product is annotated as calcium-activated potassium channel subunit beta-2. Lineage: Eukaryota; Metazoa; Chordata; Actinopteri; Gadiformes; Gadidae. The record is from RefSeq and is a predicted model, not a curated record. Gene Ontology annotation, molecular function: calcium-activated potassium channel activity; potassium channel regulator activity. Gene Ontology annotation, biological process: detection of calcium ion; potassium ion transport. The transcript has 5 exons. Gene Ontology annotation, cellular component: voltage-gated potassium channel complex; membrane. Bases 981 to 1874 code for a protein of 297 amino acids.
UAUAGACUCAUGUGAGCAUUGCUAUUUAUAUCUUCUGCAACUUGCAUUGUCAGGUGGACUCAUUAAUCAAUUAAUUUUUCAAGCCAGAAAUAUCAACAUGAUCUCACUGGAAGCACAUUCAUCAUAGGCUGCCAUCCUACAGAAGGAGCCAAAGUGGAUCGUAUGACGGCAUAUGUUAUGUUCGCUUGAUCACUUGUUAAGCAAUGGCGGACACCUGCUGACCAGUAGAACCCGAUCCACACAUUAUACCUUGCUGACCGUGGGGGUUGAUGUUGGGAUACGAAUGCACAAAUUAACGCUGCUCAAAAACAUUACAUUUCCAAGGUAAACUCAUUUCCUUUUGAUACCAAACACAAACUCAAUGCUGUGUGUUAGUGUGUGUGACUGGGAUUGUGUCCCACAAGGGCAGCGGAGACAGACAUAAAUGGACAGGGACACUCUGGGAGGGUUGCAGCAUGGUGGUCGCGGGCUCCCUCACAAACAAAGCCAUUGUUGGCAUGACACUUUAAGUGAUUAUGUGGAGUUUGCCAGCACACUUGUGCUGCUGGUGCAGUUCCAAUUAAUUACAAUCGCUCCCCCCUUGUCCCUCUGUCGUCUAUUUUAAUGGCGGGAAUUGCCACUCCCACAGGCCUACCUUAUAUGUAUGCAAGCAGGCCUGAAGGGACAGCGGAUGGAGACUUAAACUGGCGGUUGAAGCAGCUUCUUAAAGAGGCUACGCUUACAGAGCUAGCUUGGCGUAAGGGAAGUCAGGAUUUUUUUUCUUUUUCAAUAUUUUCAUGAUUUCCCAAUACAAUCCAACUCAAUUGUUUUAGUAAUACAUUUUUCAAUUGUUAAUUAGCUUUAUUAAUGUUUUUUUUUUCCCUGUGUUUGAUAUCUUUAAAACUGAAUUUUUAAAACUGUCAGUCCAUCGUUUGAUUUGGAAGGGCUUUCUUAGUUGAACACAGCAAUUGAAAGCCACUUCGGCCAGGCUGUCGUGGUGGAUGAGGAGCGCCGCUGAACUUAUAACUAGAUGGGAAACUGAGGGAUAUCAUGUGCAAGGUGCCAUGCAAGCUGACAAUUGUUCCCCGAGUCAGACCAGCAACACCUGUCCCACGCCAACGGAGAUUAGGUGGUCUGAACCGGCGAGUGUGAACAGUAACGGAGGAGUGCAACUCCCACAUACCAGAGAGAGUAUGUUCCUCUGGGCAGGAAGUAAGGGCCCUCAAGGAGGAAGUGAGAGGAGACCUAACUACCGUAAGAGCCGCGAUUACGACGUGCUGGACAAGAGGAAAACGGUCACGGCUCUGAGGGCUGGGGAGGACCGCGCCGUCCUGUUGGGCCUGGGCAUGGUGCUGGUCUCCUUCAUGAUGUACUUUGUCCUGGCCGUCACCGUACUGCGCUCCUACUCUGACAGCGUGUGGACAGAGAAAUCGAGAUGCGUCAUCGUGAACGCCACCAUCGUGUGGGACGUAAACUGCUCGUUCAGCUGCGGCGCCGAGUGCUGGAAGAGCUCCCGUUACCCCUGCCUCCAGGUCUACGUCAGCCUCAACUCCUCGGGGAAGGUGGUGCGCCUGUCCCACAACGAGGAGAGCCAGGACAGGAACCCUGAGUGCUUCUAUGUGCCAAAGUGCCAGAAGGACUACGCCGCGACGCACGCCACGGUCCUGAACAUAUCCGAGCGCCUCCGCUCCCAGCGCACCGUGCUCUGCUUCGUCGACCCAGACGACCGGGCGGAGAACGCCAUCCUGACCCAGAUCUACGGCCAGGUGGCGGUGUUCCACUCCCUCUUCUGGCCCACCUGCACCUUCAUCGUGGGCAGCAUCAUCAUCGCCAUGGUCAAGCUCACCCAACACCUGUCCGUCAUGUGCGAGCAGCUGAGCCGAAUUAAAAGAUGAGGAUUGAAUGCACCCUCCCGGGCGCCACAAGAACAAUUGGGGGGGGGGGGGGGGGGAAGCAAAGCCAUGGCAGUGGCUCUGUCGAGAGGAGAAGUUCAAAGGCGACGGCGUGGCCCAUGCAUUGUACCUGGUUGAUGUACUGCACCUUGCACACCAGGGAGCUCCCAAAGUCAUAUCUCAAUGGCAGUCUUAAAACACCAUCACUAUGCAACUUCAAAUGCAUUGGACACUGGACAUGAAUUUCAUGGAAUGCAGCGCUCCAAAGAUUUGUUUGAUGUGCAGUGGAUGGACCUGAUAUGCGAUUUGUCAAAUAUGUAAUUU